UUUCGUGUUCUGCGGUUUCCAGUCAUUUCUUGAGCGCGUGUUGCACGGGUUUGCAUAGUGGAAACAAUAAAGUUUUCAUUGAAAUAUUUGAAUAUUUAGAAAGAAAACUGCUGCAAGCCUUUAUUUUGAAAGCAUAGGGAAACUCGUAAGCUCAGAGUUUCCUUGCAAGCUUACGAAUAAACUUUGAAACACGCCCAAUACAAGAAAUCGUGAUCAACGUUUCAUUCGAGGAUGACGAGAACAGCGAGCGGCGAUGGACAGAGUGCUCACGGCAAGGCAUACAAAGAUAAAAGCAAACCUGCAGAUAUUCGAAGUAGUAACAUCCAAGCUGCGAAAGCUGUCAGUGAUGCGAUCCGUACUAGUCUGGGUCCCAAGGGAAUGGACAAAAUGAUUCAAGCUGCCAAUGGAGAAGUUACAAUCACAAAUGAUGGUGCUACAAUUUUAAAAGAAAUGAAUGUUAUACACCCUGCAGCAAAAAUGUUGGUAGAGUUAUCAAAGGCACAAGAUAUUGAGGCUGGAGAUGGUACUACAAGUGUUGUUGUAUUAGCAGGCUCCUUUUUGGAAGCUGCAGAACGUUUGCUCUCAAAAGGAAUACAUCCUACCAUAAUUAGUGAUGCAUUUGAGAUGGCCGCAAAUAAAGCAGUGGCAGUUUUGUGGACUAUGUCAAUUCCCGUUGAUUUGAAGGAUAAAGAAUCAUUGGUUAGGGCUGCAGCAACUUCUCUUAAUUCAAAGGUAGUCUUUCAACAGUCGAGUCUUCUGGCACCUCUGGCUGUGAAUGCAGUAUUAAAAGUUAUUGAGGAAUCAAAGAACAAUGUUGAUCUUAAUAACAUAAAAGUAAUUAAGAAAUUGGGUGGCACUGUUGAAGAUACAGAGCUGAUAGAAGGACUGAUGUUCACACAGAAGUCUUGUAACGUGAAUGGACCGAAACGUAUUGAAAAGGCAAAAAUAGGUUUAAUUCAAUUCUGCAUUUCACCUCCUAAAACGGAUAUGGAUCACAAUGUCGUAGUUUCUGAUUAUGCGGCGAUGGAUCGUGUGUUGAAAGAAGAGAGAGCUUAUAUUUUAAAUAUCGUCAAACAAAUUAAGAAAUCCGGUUGUAACGUGCUGCUAGUACAAAAGUCAAUUCUCCGGGAUGCUGUCAGCGAUCUAGCCAUACACUUUUUAGAUAAAAUCAAAGUUAUGGUGAUCAAGGAUAUCGAGCGUGAAGACAUUCCGUUCAUUUGCAAGACGUUAAGUUGUAAACCGAUCGCGUCUUUGGAUCAUUUCGUGCCCGAAAAUCUUGUUAAUGCGGAAUUGUGCGAGGAAGUGAUGACCGGAAGUUCAAAGUUUGUUAAGAUCACUAAAAUUCAGAAUCCUGGAUUAACGGUAACCAUCCUUGUCCGAGGCAGCAACAAAUUGGUGUUGGAGGAAGCAGAAAGAUCAUUGCAUGACGCAUUAUGCGUGGUUCGCUGUCUAGUUAAGCAUCAAACCUUAAUACCUGGAGGUGGAGCGCCUGAGAUCCAGAUUGCAUUAAAAAUGGCUGAGUAUGCACAAAGUUUAAGAGAUGUUCAUGCUUAUUGCGUGAAAGCUUUUGCUGAUGCAUUUGAGAUAAUUCCGUCAACACUGGCAGAAAAUGCAGGAUUAAAUCCUAUUGCAACUGUCACGGAACUUCGGAAUCGACAUGCUAGAGGUGAACAAACCGCAGGUAUCAAUGUAAGAAAGGGCGCCAUUACAAAUAUUAUAGACGAGAACGUAAUUCAACCGAUCUUAGUUUCUAUGAGCGCCAUUAAGCUCGCCUCAGAAACUGUCCGCAGUAUAUUGAAGAUCGAUGAUAUUGUGAAUACAAAUCAGUAAGAACGAAACAGAGUUUUAUACGUAAUCUGCACUUUGCAAAUAUUUCAUCAAUCGCGAUCUGCCAAUCACAAUGAUUAAUUGUUGUUCGGCUUCUAACAUUUUUCUACAAUUUUCUGAACUAAUAGCGCUUAACGUUUAAUGUUUUUUUUUGGAAUAUUUUCCUCUGUGUUUCGUAAAUAAAAAUUGAUCUGCUUUUGUCAGGAGAAACAGUCUUCGUUUAAUGUUGAAACCAUACAAGACACGUUAUUUAUUGGAAUGGCUAAUAAUAUAUAAAUAUUAUAUAUGAGAGUACGGUUGUUAACGAGGCUAUACUUUCUUCAAACACUAAUAAAAUAUUUAUUAAAAAUUA
Megalopta genalis is the source of this 2179-nucleotide messenger RNA. It is a transcript of the gene CCT4, whose product is annotated as chaperonin containing TCP1 subunit 4. Lineage: Eukaryota; Metazoa; Arthropoda; Insecta; Hymenoptera; Halictidae. Gene Ontology annotation, biological process: protein folding. The record is from RefSeq and is a predicted model, not a curated record. Gene Ontology annotation, molecular function: ATP binding; ATP-dependent protein folding chaperone; ATP hydrolysis activity.